UCUGAAACUAGAGUACAAUGAUGAACGCUAUGGUGAAACUCUUGCGCCAUCGGCGGUUGAAUGGCCUCGACUCUUCAAUGAGUCGUAUUCGUAAGAAAACCGUCAUCAUGUCAUGCUUCAAGAGGCACAGCUCGGCGCUGUACGUCUCUGGCAAAAUAGCCAACAAGGUCUUCGCGUUUCUCACGCCGUACUUUGACGUCGGCGAACGGUUCGCCAACAUAGAGAAACUGCAGGAGGAGAUAACACUGCGCGGUAUGGACGUCGACGUGGUCCAGCUGAGGGAUCUGUGGGAGUUUUACCGCAAGAUGCUCGCGGACAGACGUGCGUUGGAGGAUCGCCUGCGGGAAAUCUCAAAGAGCAAAAGUCAGUUGACGACAGGCGAACAGACUCACGAGUCGGAGGUGGAAUUUAACAGGUUAAGUAUGCAGCAACGAAUCAUCUACGAGGACUUCAAAUCGAUGAAGCAGGCCAUUUGGGACAUGGACGAUAAUGUCGUGCAGAGAGUUCUGAAGUUGCCGAACAAGCUGGACCCGCGAACGCCCACCGUGGAGCCGGUGGUGCUGAGGAACGUCGGUAACGCGCCCUCAUCCGAGACGGCAGACGACUGCAGGGAUCACAUUGAGAUCGGUGAGAAGCUCGGUCUCCUCAAGUACUACAACCCUAUGCUCUAUUAUCUGUGCAACAAAAUGGCCCUGUUUGAGCUCGGCGUUCUGGCACAUGCUAGUCGUGUCCUGACCGACGGCAACAACAUGGUCAAGGUGGUCGGCGCGGAUUUCGGCCGCAGUCUCGUAGUCGAGGGCUCCGGCUUGGACCACGAAGACCCGAUGACCGCUUUCUUCCUAGAGAAUCACGAAGAGGUCGAGAGGGGCUCGAUGAAUCGCAUGCAUUUGGUCGGCGGCGCUAGCAUUUUCACCUUCUUGACGUUGCACGCGAAGAAACUGAUCAAUCCCAAGGAUUUCCCGCUCAAGUACCUUGCCACAGGCAGGCAGUACGUGCCUUUGCCGGCCAACUCGCAGCCCUGUGGCCUCUUCACGGUGUGUCAAGCCUCCGCGGUCCAUGUAUUCGUCAACGUGAAGGAUGGGAAGAGUGAGGAGUACGGGACGCUCUUCGACGAACUCGUGGAGAGCGUGUGCCAGUUGUACGACGAUCUGUGCGAUCAUUACCGCGUAGUGAUGAAGUCCGCGCCGCAGCUGGAAACGUGGGAGAGCCUGCGCGUGUCGUUUGAGCUGUGGUCGCCGUUCGCGAAGCAGUACGUCGAGGUGGGCCACCUGUCCGCAUGCGGCGAUUAUUUCAGCAAGCGCCUGAUCACAAUCUAUCAAACGCCGACCGGCACUGACUUCCCCGCGACGAUAACCGGCACCGUUCUCUCGGUCCCGCGUCUGAUCGGCUGUCUGCUCGAGCAAAACCCGCAUGAAUUCGUGAUACCGCCAAAGGUGGCCGAAAUGACGCCCUCGGACGAUUGUAAAUAAAAUAAAUCCGAAAGCAUCCCCCCCUCCUGAAUUGUCGGGAUUUUGUAAUGUUUCGCGCAACAGUUGUAUUUUACAUCGAAUGUUACUUCUCCAAGUGAACGGAAAGUCUCGCGCCGUUGAACGUAAUAUAGUGAAACAAUUUAUUGAUAUCGCAAUUCUAUCAGUAGUUGUAAAGAUUUGUGGAUUCGAUAUCCUUAGAUAGAAAUAUAUUGGACAAAAAUUUGUUCCGUAUUUUUUUUUAUCGAUUCCUUAUUCAGAAAUCUCACGAAUGCUCAGCAUAACUCGCGGAAUUCGUUUACCUGCUAUGGCUCAAAAAUUACAGGGGUGCGAAGUUACAGAUACAGAUGAGCGGAGAAAACCAAGAUCGAAUUUUGGUUGUAUUUUGAACGGCGAUGGUCUCAGGUAAUUUUGCCAAUAGGGAAAGUUAUUGUUCUCGCUUAAGCACAAUCCAGCAUGAUUAGAGAAAAUUUGAAAAUGUUAAAUUUUUGUUUCACCCCCACCACUUUUUGCGACACAUCUGUGAUUGGUUUUUCGUACUCGACUAGCACAACUCAGCACUUGCGGAAUUCAGUUACCUAUUACGAUUCAAAAGUUGUGAGGGAAGGAUAUUGCAUCUGAAAUUGACCAUUUUUAUAUUUUCUUCUCUCUUAAACGAAAAGAGAUAAAAUUAUAAUCUUCGCGGCACAAUAUAUAGUAGUCAAGAUUCUAACCAAUAUAAGUUUUAUUUUUUAGAAGAAACAAAAGACUGAGCUGACAAAAAAAAUUGUUUUUUUCAUUCUCCGCUUUGUUCUUUGAGAUAAUCGAUUUCUUCUUGCGGCAUAAUGUAGCACAAACCUAGCACAACUCGGCACAGUUUCGUUUCUUCUUAAUUUACAAAAUGGCGGCGCUAACUUUACACACAUGAAUUUUUACGGUAUAUGUUCAAUAAAAAGAUAUACUCACAAAAUGAUAUUUAUGAUCGAUUCGGCACACUUACAAAAUUCUCCGAACAUUUUCUUUUUACUCGAACAAUAAAUACCUGUAAAAUUAACGUGACAAGAUCACGAGAAAAAAUAGGUUAAUUCGUAAAUGAGCGCGUGACUUUUUUAAGGAAUAAAACAACUGCUGUUUGUAGUUGAGAUGCUCGAGUAUUAUUGACGCUAUUUCGCUAAGAAAAAAAAUAGUAGUGGCAAAUUAUUGAAAACAUUAGUGUCACAAAGAUGAAACGAAGAAACAUUCGUUUAAUCUUACGUCUGUGGGUGAAUUUGACUCGUAUGCGCUCAUUUACGAAUUAAAAAGAAAAAUUGCAUACAACUUUAAGGUUAUUUAUUUAUAGAGCGAAAGGGAAAUAUUCCGAACAUCUUACUAAGGUGCUGAAUCGAUCACAAAUGUUAUUUUAUGGAUGUAUCUUUUUAUUUGAAUGUAUACUGCAAGAAUUUUCGGCAUGCUUCUGACGUCAUCAACAAGAUGACUGCAGCGAAAGACCAGGAUCUUUAAUCGAUUGAUUGAUCUUAAAAUAAACAAAUGUUACAUGUA
Molecule: messenger RNA, 2984 nt
Organism: Dinoponera quadriceps
Lineage: Eukaryota; Metazoa; Arthropoda; Insecta; Hymenoptera; Formicidae
Gene: Slimp
Product: serine--tRNA ligase
Exons: 1
Coding region: 18-1469 (483 amino acids)
Biological process (GO): seryl-tRNA aminoacylation
Cellular component (GO): mitochondrion
Molecular function (GO): tRNA binding; serine-tRNA ligase activity; ATP binding
Source: RefSeq, a predicted model, not a curated record